Paramuricea clavata is the source of this 903-nucleotide messenger RNA. The record is from the annotation of a GenBank genome assembly. NCBI's taxonomy places the organism in Eukaryota, Metazoa, Cnidaria, Anthozoa, Malacalcyonacea, Plexauridae.
UCCAUUAUGCCAAGCUUCACCCAUUGUAACCAAUUCUUGCAACAAGAAGAACCUCUGAUCCAUGUCUUACAGCCACAGUUGGAAAGAAUGCUCAGGAACAUCCUUGCCAAAUUUGUCAAAGCAUCCGUUAUCGCAGAACAUCUGAGAGCAGGUACAUUAACAUCUAUAGAUUUCAAGAAUGAUGAGAAUCAUGUUGGCAAUAAUUGCUUAUCAGUUGGAUUCUUGACAAAACAAAGUCUGGACAAGCUAUUGAGAGAAGGUGACAUCUCACUUCACCAGUAUGCCAAAUUCUUCAUGGCAACAAAGGCCUUUUUAAUUCGAACUUCAGAGUACCUGCUAAAGUGGUGCCCUUUAGAAGACGAGCUGUUGAUGCAUGCCACCUGGAUUGACUUUCAACACAGAUUGGAAAAGAGUUUUAUGUCUGUUGGGUAUUUUGUUGCAAAGUAUCCCGAAAUAUUUCCUGACAUGGAUUUGGAAAGCUUAAACGAGCAAUUCUUGAACUACCAGUUGUUGCUGGAAGAAGAUAUUCCAGCAGAGGUAAAAGAAGUUGCCAAAUGUGCAGAAGAUGAUCCACAUUACCGAGUUGAUAUUCUUUGGGGGUAUCUGAAGGGUGUGAAGAAACCAGGUACAAAUUCACUUGAGUUUGAUCUUCUCUUCCGUGUUGCUGAAGUUGUUAUGACCAUACCACAUUCAAAUGCAGGGGAAGAGAGAAUAUUUUCUCUCAUAAACAAAAAUAAAACGCCAAGUCGCAGCUCCCUUGAGCUUAAUGGCACACUUUCCUCUUUAAUGACUUUAAUUGUUGUGAAAAUCCACAUCCAAGAUCCUCUAAAUUGGCAACCAUCGAGGUCUCUCAUUGAAAAAGCGAAGAAGUCAACAAAGUUGUAUAAUGACAAACAUAAAUGA